This is a messenger RNA of Liolophura sinensis, 3452 nucleotides long. Its product is annotated as molybdenum cofactor sulfurase-like. Gene Ontology annotation, biological process: Mo-molybdopterin cofactor biosynthetic process. The record is from RefSeq and is a predicted model, not a curated record. The transcript is spliced from 15 exons. NCBI's taxonomy places the organism in Eukaryota, Metazoa, Mollusca, Polyplacophora, Chitonida, Chitonidae. The coding region runs from base 98 to 2737 and encodes 879 amino acids. Gene Ontology annotation, molecular function: pyridoxal phosphate binding; molybdenum ion binding; molybdenum cofactor sulfurtransferase activity.
GAUGGAGUGUCAACAAGCGUGACACUGCUAAUCUGAAACUGACGUGUUUUGAUAUCCUACACUUCGUCAGUUUAUACGCCCAAACUCAACGUGCAUAAUGGCGUCUUUGGACGGUUACAACUCCCAAAUAGACGACAUCAGAUCAUCAGAAUUUCCAAACUUGGCAGGCUGUGUUUACCUGGAUCAUGGCGGGACCACACUUUACUCCAGGAGUCAGCUGGACGCUGUCCAUCAGGACUUGACUGCUAACGUGUUUGGGAACCCUCAUAGUCGCAGUGAGAGCAGUGUGCUGACCACUGAUACCAUCGAUCAGAUGCGCACCAGAGUUCUUGACUUUCUCCACGCAGCUCCUGGAGAGUAUACUCUCAUUUUCACUUCUGGAUGCACAGGAGCCCUUAAGCUCAUUGCAGAAUAUUUUGAUUUUACUGGUGAAUUUUCUGCCCGGCCGGAGAAGACAGACGGUUCUGAUGAAGCAGUAAACUCAAACGACAGUUUACAGAGACCUACUGACGACCAGAAGAUCCCUCCUUCAAAUUUGCCCCUUAAAUUUCACAAAAAUUUGCCCCAUGGGAAGAGUGGUUGCUUUUGUUAUUUGUUGGACAACCACACUUCAGUGCAAGGCAUGAGAGAAGUCGCCGCGAGCAAAGGUGCAGAAAUAAUUUGUUUUGAAGAGGCUGAUUUGAUGGGGGUUUCGAUGCCCGGGGCGGGACAUCAAGCGAGUAACGGGCAGAUAUUAGAUGUGCGAGGCUCUCGUAGGGAGCACACACCUAGAGGCAACUGUCUCUGGGCCAUCCCUGCACAAUCCAAUUUCUCCGGUCGUAAAUAUCCGCUCGACUGGCUCAUCAAGGCGAAAAAAGGGGAUUUUCCUGUGCAGAAAAGUUGUGCUGGACCCUGGUUCACGUUAUUGGAUUCUGCUGCACUGCUCGGCACAUCACCUUUAGACCUUUCCCAACACAAACCAGACUUUGUAUCUCUCUCCUUCUAUAAGAUGUUUGGUUACCCAACAGGAUUAGGAGCUCUGGUUGUACAUAGAGAUGCUGUCAAAACCCUGAAGAAGACUUACUUUGGUGGAGGGACAGUGGCUGUGAGUGUGGCCAAGUCGCAAUUCCAUGUCGACACUCCCAGAAUUCCUGACAGAUUUGAAGAUGGGACAGUGUCUUUUCUGGAUAUUAUUUCAUUGAGGCAUGGCUUUGAUGCUUUGAACAAAAUUGGUGGUGGUAUGGUAGCGAUAUCCAAUCACACGUUUUCUGUGGCACGCUACUUUUACCAUGAACUAAAGAAUCUACACCAUGGAAACGGUAACCCAUUGGCAGUGAUCUACUGCGAUACUGUCUUUGAUGACAUCAGCACUCAGGGAGCUGUAGUGAAUUUCAACAUCUUGCGGGGUAAUGGGCAGUACGCAGGGUUUGCUGAGGUGGAUAAACUGGCACAGUUACAUAAUAUACACCUGAGAACAGGCUGUUUCUGUAAUAUCGGAGCUUGUCAGAAACACCUGGGAUUGACUGAAGAACAAAUCAAGAAGAACUAUGAUGCUGGUCAUGUGUGUGGUGACAACAAGGAUUUAGUGGACGGUCUUCCCACAGGAUCUGUGAGGAUUACCUUUGGUUACAUGUCCACGAUAGAUGACGCACAAAAAUGCCUACAGUUCCUUGCUGACUGUUUCUUGGAAGAUGUAAAGGAUAAGCCAGUUUUCUCCAGAUCACAGAUUAACAUCCCUGAGCCACCUAAGAGUCUAGGAAAUCAUGAGGUGGCAAGCUUUGAUAUGGCAAAGAACGUUGGUCCACCAGCUCAGCACCUAAGUCAGAAUAAUGUUGACCAGUCUUUCAGGUCACUUAUUUCAUCCACAUUGGCUGAUGCAUCUGACAUUGUUCUUACAAACAUUUUCCUAUUUCCUGUGAAGUCUUGCGGAGCUUUUGAGGUGACAGAGUGGCAAAUUGGUCCUAAGGGUUUUCUGUAUGACAGGAACUGGAUGAUCAUCAGUGACAGCGGGGUUUCCCUGAGUCAGAAGAGGGAGCCAAAGUUAUGUCAGCUCCAGCCACAGUUGGACUUAAAACAGAGAAAACUUAUUUUAAACUUUCGAGGUGUCAGUCCCCAUGUAGUGCCUAUAGAUCUGCCCCCUAGGGAUGCGUCCAAGUCCCCACCCUGCUCCAGUAAAGUCUGCGGUGACAGGGUUAGUGGUACAGAUUGUGGUGAUGAGGUAUCCGAUUGGCUAGCAAAAGCUCUUGGAAGACCAGGAUGUAGACUGAUACAGCAGGCUUGUGAUGAUGAGAGGCAAAGUAAACUGAAGGAUGCAGACAAGACAACGAAGCAGACAUCUGCUCCCAUGGCUUUGACCAACCAGUCUCAGUUCCUGCUGAUCAACAGGGCCAGUGUUGCUAGGUUACAGGAAAAACUACAGGAGAACCAGGAGAAAUUCCACGAUGAACCAGUCAUGGACACAGAAAACUUGAUCGAUCGUUUCCGAGGUAACCUGGUCAUAAAGGGUAAAGAGGCAUUUGAGGAAGAAUCUUGGAACUUGAUUAGGAUUGGAGAAAUCUCUUUUGUGAGUCAAGGACGUUGUAGUCGUUGUCAGAUGGUGAGCAUGGAUCAGAGGACAGGAGAGAAGAACAACGAGCCUCUAAGAACUCUCGGGUCAUGGAGGGGAGGAAAGAUACCAUUUGGUGUUUAUUUACGCUGGGAAACAGAAAAGUCCGGUUCAUCUACAUUGUGUGUAGGAGAUGUGGUCAACAUAUUAUAAAUCAUGAUGAAAAUAAAUGAAGCGUUAAAAGAAUUGCAAUAACAUUAUCUGAUGUAAAUUUUAUGUCACCAAUUUGUUUUCAACGCUUAAAUUUCAUAUGAACUUAUAUUCUAGAUUUUGUUGGAUUAUAUCGGUGUCAUAUCGUUACAAUGGGAUAUUUUUUUAUACUUUGCUGAAUGCAAUUUACUUGCAAAAUAUAAUUGCACUUUACAUGUUUUCUCAAAUUUAUGUGAUUUUAAGGUAUAAAGUUGAUGACAUCUUUACUAUAUUAUAAUAUUCAAGUAUAUUUGUUACAUGGUUUUACAUUAUCAUGAACUCUGUGUUGGAUGCAGGGUUUAUGAUCUUGAAUAGUUUUUUGAUCUGUAAACAUAGAAGUAUGUUUGAUACAUUUGUUAGUCUUAAGCCUGUUUACUGUUUUAUAUUUUUGUAAUUUUUCAUACUUUUGAGGGUAAGCAAUGUUGAAAUAAGUUUUCUAUAUGGUUAUUGCAGAGAACAAUGUAGUUAAUUUUGCUGUUUUUGAUUUGUAUCCAGGAACAAAUAUGUUAGUUAGUUGUAUAGUUUCUAGAUUGUUAUGUGAUUAUUAAAAAUAUCCAGUGCUGAUAUUCUUUUUCACCUGAUGUGUAACAUAUUACAUACACAUAUAUUCAUGAUUCAACCCUUACUUUGUGAUGUGGAGGAAGUAAUUUAUUGCAUAUUAAAAUAUAAAUCCAAAAUG